This is a messenger RNA of Aspergillus caelatus, 996 nucleotides long. RefSeq names its product Mpv17/PMP22 family protein. The transcript has 3 exons. The record is from RefSeq and is a predicted model, not a curated record. NCBI's taxonomy places the organism in Eukaryota, Fungi, Ascomycota, Eurotiomycetes, Eurotiales, Aspergillaceae. The coding region runs from base 300 to 869 and encodes 189 amino acids. Gene Ontology annotation, cellular component: membrane; cytoplasm.
AGAUCAAUACGUACUUUCGCUCUUUCCCUCCCCCCCUCCUUUUGAAUUCGAGUUUCCUGGCCCGAACAUCCAGGUUUCUGUUGUUGACGUUAUCGAGCCAAUCAGAUCGCCAAACAGGGGUAAGGCUGUGUUCUGCACCCGUUUCGGCAAUUCGUAUUUAGCGUACGUUCGCUUUGAGGUUUAACGGCGAUGAUCGAUCAUGGCGGAGUUUACGAGUGGGAAUCCGGCUAACUUUCGUAUUUACAAGGCAGGCAGUUAGUUGACUUUUUGGGACGUGCACUUGUCACUGAACGUCUGUCAUGAUGGCGCUCCCUCCCAUCGCGAAGGCCACUCUACAAGCUGCGCUGAUCAAUGCCGGGUCAAAUAUACUGGCACAGAGCAUUCAGUCAUAUAGAGAUGAGAAACCGUUCGAACUGGAUCUGCAAACGCUGUUUCAAUUCACAACAUGUGCCUUUGUGAUGUCCCCCAUGACCUUCCUAUGGUUGGAGGGUCUGGAAUCGGCACUUCCAGGCCAGACUAGCGAGGAGCCUACCGCCACCAAGUCAAAGACCGAAAAGGCGGACCAGCCCAAACAAAAGAAGUUAAAUGUGAAGAACACGGUGGCAAAGAUCGUGAUCGACCAGGUCGUCGGUGGCGCCUGGGCUACCGUCCUUUUCAGUCUGACCAUGGGACUGUUGCGCGGGCAGGAAUAUGAUGUUCUGGUGGACCAGAUUCGCAAUGAUUUCUGGCCCCUCCUGAUCGCGGGAUUCAAGCUAUGGCCAUUGGUCUCCAUCCUGAAUUUUACUGUUGUCCCAGCUGACAAGAGACUGUUGGUUGGUAGUAUAUUCGGUGUCGUCUGGGCUGUUUACUUGAGCUUGAUGUCCGGGUAAUUGGGCGACGGCGCUGGGACGCUUUGCCGUGAGACCCGACGCAUUAGGUAUUGGAUCCGAAUAUACUAGUCCUUAGGCGAAGUGGUAUCUACUAUUGGAAAAUGGCUGGGAUGACCAGAUAAUAAAU